GGGAGAGCGCAGCACUUUUUACAGAGAGAGGGAGGCUGCAGUCCACUUCUCCGUCCCGGACUGUCCGCUUCCAGCAUCCAUGUGCCAAACGGACCUGACGAUCGAGCGCGCAGCGGGGAAGAAAAAGAAAAGAAAGCCUCACUUCGGUGACUUGUCAGCGGGAAGCCUGAUACGUUUUGAACCCUAGAUAUAUAUAUUUUUUUUUUAAAUUAGAUCUCAGGACAGCUCUUGUGGCUUGGACCUCCUGACAGUCCGGUGGAUUCGCGCUCCUCUCAGGAUCCUCUCAUCCGGACCGGGCUGCAGUUUUCCAUUCAUCCGCGGACUCCCGUCGUUCCGGCGGAGCAUGCGUCGCCUCGCUGUCUCCUGUCUGCCGGCGCGUCUUUGUCAUUUUAAUGUCGCCGCGAUCAGCGCGCGUCUGGCUGACUGUCGCUUUGCAUUUCAGCACAAAGUGACGGUGUGAGGAGCUUUCCGUCCUGGCUGCACCGACGAGGAAAAGCUGAUUGUGGAACUGCUUCGUUUCAUCCAAUUUUCCCCCUUUGGAAUAUUUUUUUUUUCUUUUUUAAUCUAUUUAUUAUUCCUUGUUUUCCCAUCCACCUCCUUUGAUACGUCCCCCCACCUGGAGCCAGCCCGAGGAUGUUGCUCCGCUGCUUGAACCCUCCCUCCUGGUCCACCUGUAGGCUUUUCCUCUGCGCUCUGCUGCUGCUCCAAACGCCCCGCUCUUCCUCUCCGCUAAUUACAGGUACCGAGGCCAGCUGUGAGAACGAAGGAGAGGUGCUGCACAUCCCCAACAUCACCGACAACCCCUGCAUCACCUGCGUCUGCCUGGACGGGAAAGCCGACUGUAAGCAGGAGAAAUGUCCUCAGGUGUCUGAAGACUGCGCCCUGGUGGUGAAGCAGACCGGAGCCUGCUGCGAGAGGUGCAAAGGCUGCUCGCUGGACGGCCGCUCCUAUAACAGCUCAGUGUCCUGGACCAGCUCCACCAAGCCCUGCAUCACCAGGCGCUGUCAGGAAGGUGUGAUCACCGAGGCUGAGGUCCAGUGUGUCGUCCACUGCAAGAACCCCAAAAUCCACCCCAAGAAGUGCUGCCCCACCUGCCCCGGCUGCAUCUUCGAGGGCCGCCUGUAUAAAGAGAGGGAGGAGUUCAGCCCGGAGGGGAAGCCCUGCAUCAGGUGUACCUGCACCGGAGCGAGGACUCUGUGUGUGAGGGAGGUGUGUCCCGUCCUGUCCUGCCCGUCCCACCUCACACACACUCCGCCCGGACACUGCUGCCCCAGAUGUCUCGGGCAGAGGAAGGUGUUCGACCUGUCGUUGGGAAGCUGUUUGUUCCACAGCGAGGUCUACGAGAACGGAACCUCGUUCGUCCACGACAACUGCACCACCUGCACCUGCAAGGACUCGACGGUGGUCUGCAAGAGAAGAUGCUCCCGAGGAGGAAGCUGCUCCGGCGGCCAGUGCUGCCCGGACUGCCUGUCCUACGUCAAGGUGGAGGAGGUGAAGUACUGCAGAGUCCGCAACAAGAUCUACAGGGAAGGAGACAUGUGGUCGUCGGUGAACUGCUCUCUCUGCGCCUGCGUCAAAGGAAUCAUCGAGUGUCGACCCAAACAGUGUGUGCCGAUCAGCAGCUGCCCCUCGAAUAAGAUCCUGAACCGAACCGGCUGCUGUCCUGUUUGCACUGAAAAGCCGGGCGUCUGCACCGUCUUCGGAGACCCCCACUACAACACCUUUGACGGGAGGACCUUCAACUUCCAGGGGACCUGCCAGUACGUGCUGACCCGGGACUGUGGCGGCGCCCCCUCUGGAGGCCCCGGGAAUAACAUCAACGGCCCCGACUCCAGCUUCACGGUCUUGGUGAAGAACGACGCCCGGCGGACUCGGUCCUUCUCCUGGACGCAGUCGGUGGAGGUGCGUCUGGGCGGCCUGACCCUCGGCCUGCACCAGCACCUGACGGUGCGCCGCAACGGCAGCCGCAUCGCGCUGCCCUACCACGGCCCCGGCGUGCACAUCGACCUGGACGGGUACCUGCUGAAGCUCACCACCAUCGCAGGUCUGGAGAUCACCUGGGACGGCGACAGCUUCGUGGAGGUGGUGGCCGCCCCCCACCUGCGCGGACGCCUCUGCGGCCUCUGCGGAAACUACAACGGCCACAAGCGCGACGACACCAUGGGCGGCGACGGCCAGUUCAAGUUCGACGUGGACGAGUUCGCCGAGUCGUGGCGGGUGGAGGGGAACGAGGUGUGCUCCCAGCAGCACCCGGCCCGCCGGCCCACGUCCUUCCUGUGCCCCGGCAGCGUCAAGGUCAAGUUCAGGGCCCACCGCGAGUGUCAGAAGAUCAAGUCCUGGGAAUUCCAGAAGUGCCACCGCGUGGUCGACUUCGCUCCGUUCUACAGGUCGUGUGUGACCGACAUGUGCGAGUGUCCGGUUCAUAAGAACUGCUUCUGCGAGUCGUUCAUCGCCUACAGCCGAGCCUGCGAGAGGGAAGGAGUGCCGGCGCUGUGGAGGCCGGACGCCGUCUGCAUGGCCACGCAGUGUAAACACGACGCCGUCUACGACACCUGCGGCCCCGGCUGCACCAAGACCUGCGACAACUGGAACGAGAUCGGGCCGUGCCACAAGCCGUGCGUGGCGGGCUGCCACUGCCCCGCCAACCUGGUGCUGUUCCAGGGCCGCUGCAUCAAGCCCACCGCCUGCCCCGGCCGGUGACCCUCGUGACCCGGGCGCCGGUCCGGUCCGGUCCGGUCCGGUCCGGGAGGGUCGGCUCCGGCGGAUCGACCGGGCGCAGCCGAGCACUCAGGGUCCAGACCGCAGCGGCGGAGACGGCGGGAUUCAGACCGGCGUCGGAGAGACUGAAGGGAAUCGGCGACCUCUGACCUCCUCCUGCCUCCUCCGCCACAGGGGGGCGCUACCGUUCUGCCUCAGAGAGGAAAAACUGAAAUCCUCUGGGAAUCUCAGGGGCCCCGAUUUGAAGGUUUGACUGGUGACUCGGUGCGAGGAUCCUUCACGGACCAGGGGACUCGGGUCGGCGCCAACAUGGCGUCUGAGUCUCUUCUUCAGACUCUGCAGAGACAAACUGGACGUCUGCGUUCGGAACAAUGAGCCUGGAAGAGGAGAAACUCUCUGAAGCGUCUCUCAAACCCCCCGCUGAUCUUUAUCUCAUACUGUAAGCUACCAGAUGGACACGAAAGACACAGCUUUCAUUUUAUUAUUAUUAAUUAAUUAUUAUUAUUUGUCGUUGAAGUUGUUAAUUUAUAUAUCAGUCAGUUGUCACGUUGUAGCAAGAGCCAGAAUCCUGAAUAUAAAUACGUUACAGAUGAUUUAAAGGGAAAGAAAAAGCUAUUUAUGUGUUUGUGUUUGAAGAGAAAUGAUGAACUGUGACUCGCUGCUGCUCCAUCGCAGGGAAAACGUACUGUAUGCUGUUGUGCUUCGUAGCAAACGCUCACGUGUUUCUGUAAACACGCCUCUCACUUGACAAGAACUAUUUAAGACCAGCAAUAUAAUCUCUCCUCCAAGUCCACUUCCUGGCUGCCGUCUCUUCUCUGCGGCGCGUUGAAGACGGCUUCAGCGCUUCGCUUCAUUUUCUCUCUGCAGACAAAUCGAAACGCUCAAACUGAAGAGAAACAGCCUCAACCGGUUCCUGCUGUAAUCACAGCACGGUGUAGUGGUUGGCACUCGCACCGCAAGGCUGCAAGGUCCCCCGGUUUGAGUCCAGUCUGUGGGGCUUCGUGUUCUUACUUGUAGGUUCAUGGAUUUUCUUCCAGAAACAGAAUUACAUGUAGGUGUGUGUGUGUGUGUGUGUUUCCUGAGAUCACUCUGCAUCCCCUGAACGAUGGAAGGACGGAAAUCAACAGAACUAAAGAGGUAAAUAUUGAGACGAUGAGAUUUUUAACAUAUUUUGUUUUCAACUCUGCCUUACAAAUGUGUGUGUGCUUGUUGUAAUCAAAGGUCCAGGAAAUCACACAAACCUCCCAUGAAAUUGAUCUAAAAAGAUGAAAAGAGAAGAUCAGAAACUCUCUGCUGCUUUUACACGUCUUUAAUACACCUCAGGUUCGUACAGAGAUUCUUCACUGAAACGAAAUAAAACACUGAGAACUGAAGCACCAAAUUCAACAUGAAACAGCAGAAGCUUCACAGAAGAGCCGAGAAAUCCUGUCCAAUCACCAAAACUCCAGAGGCAAUGAGUUGAUGGACACGAGUGAAACAAUAACCUCUGACCCACGCAGCUGCGGCUCGUCUGGAUGAAAUGAAUCGCAGGAUUCCAGACUCAUGUAAACCCUGAUUUCAGUGAAAAACGCUGCUAAUGAACUGAUGUGAUGAAUGAAUACUGAACUCUGGAUGUUUGGUUUUGCCUCCAGAAUAUGCACACGUCUUUGAUCUUGUGAUAAAAUGUGUUUUCACAGGUUUACUUGUUUUUUUUCUUGGCACCAGCUCGGGAGGCUUCAGUCGACCUGUUGCUGUUGUUGUUGUUUUAGUUUUAGUGCAGUCCGUCAAAAAGCAAACAGUCCGAAAAUCAGGUCUCAGUCUGCCGACAAACCGACUCAGACCGCGGUCCGCCUGAAGUGUGGAACCCGCCGCGGCUCCAGACGCCUCGACGCUGGAUGAACGUGCAGACUGGAGGAGUUCCUGCUGCCGUUUUUAGGGCUCGGCGUGUUUUACAAGCUGCUUCUGAGUUCUGAGCCGGAAUAACCUGACAUGCGUUUAGAGCGGCGUGCUGCAGAACG
Molecule: messenger RNA, 4715 nt
Organism: Salarias fasciatus (jewelled blenny)
Lineage: Eukaryota; Metazoa; Chordata; Actinopteri; Blenniiformes; Blenniidae
Gene: bmper
Product: BMP binding endothelial regulator
Exons: 16
Coding region: 634-2700 (688 amino acids)
Cellular component (GO): extracellular region
Molecular function (GO): protein binding
Source: RefSeq, a predicted model, not a curated record